Apis laboriosa (Himalayan honeybee) is the source of this 1998-nucleotide messenger RNA. RefSeq lists its product as uncharacterized. The transcript is spliced from 11 exons. Bases 378 to 1988 code for a protein of 536 amino acids. Gene Ontology annotation, molecular function: inositol monophosphate 1-phosphatase activity. Gene Ontology annotation, biological process: inositol metabolic process; signal transduction; phosphatidylinositol phosphate biosynthetic process. The record is from RefSeq and is a predicted model, not a curated record. NCBI's taxonomy places the organism in Eukaryota, Metazoa, Arthropoda, Insecta, Hymenoptera, Apidae.
AAGAAGUUAUCUUCCAUUCUAAUUUCCAUGCAAAUAUCUAUUUGCUAAAUUAAUUGUACGUUAAAGCAUCUAAUAUAUGUAUAUGUGUAAUACAUAUGUAAACAUUAUUAUCUCGGAAUAUUUUUUGAAAAAUUUGUCUAUCUCUGUAUGUCAACAAUAUGAAAAUACUAUGAUUCAAAAUCAUAGUGAAUACCUACAAUUUAGUAGAGGACGAAUCGAUAGAUUUAAUCAUCUUUGAAUUGUUUCUUUUUACUUCACGUUCCAAGUCGAUAUGAAUAAAAAGUAGGCGGUACGGUUGCACUCGACGCAGUACCUCUUGAUACGUUUUCACGUCAAGAAUCUCGUAUUUACAAUUGAUCAGGAAACCUGAACAAGAGAUGGCAUCCUACGCGGAAGAUUUUUACUACGAAUUCGCAAUCAAAUUGACUCAUGAUGCUGCUCACAUACUCAAAGAAGCCAUCAAUGGUGUAAAGAAAAUCGACGAAAAGUUGGGGAAUUGGGAUUUAGUAACGGAAUAUGAUCGAAAGAUAGAAGAUUUGAUUAUUGGUCAACUAAAAACAAAAUUUCCAGAUCACAAAUUUAUAGGAGAAGAAUCGGUUGGAAAAGAACUUCCAGAGUUGACCAAUGAUCCUACAUGGAUCAUUGAUCCAAUCGACGGCACUACCAAUUUCGUUCAUGCAUUUCCUCAUACGUGCAUUGUAAUCGGUUUGGCGAUUAAAAAAGAAAUGGUGAUCGGUAUUGUUUACAAUCCUAUUCUCGAACAAUUAUUCACAGCGAGAAAAGGUCGUGGGGCAUUUUUAAAUAAUAAACCUAUAAGAGUUUCUAAAGUACAAGAUUUAUCGAAAGCUUUAGUCUGCAUGGAAAGUGGUUUUAUAAAAAUAGAUUAUAUGAGAGAAAAGACUAUAGAAAGAUUACGAACAAUUGUCCAAGAAGUUCAAGGCAUUCGUACACUUGGCGUAGCUGCAUUAUCGUUAUGUUAUAUUGCAAUGGGAAUUGUCGAUGCUUAUUAUAUCGAGGGACCAGGCAUUUCAACGUGGGAUAUCGCCGCAGCAUCAUUGAUCAUUUCAGAAGCGGGUGGUAUCGUUGUCGAUCGUGUAACAGGUGAAAAGAUUGAUAUUAUGAAACCACGUGCAAUUGGAGCAUGUAAUGAAGAAAUCGCGAACAAGAUGGUCAAACUUAUACGUGAAGCUGAUCAAAAAAUAAUAAAAAGUGCCAUCAAUUUAAAUAAAAAUGUAAAAAGUAAAGGAAUUGAUUGGGAUCUUGUUACAGAAUAUGAUCGAAAGAUAGAAAAUGAUUUACAGAAAGAAUUGUUAAACAAAUAUCCGAAUCACAGAUUUAUUGGUGAAGAAACGACUGCAGAAAAAAAUUGUUUACCAAAAUUAACCGAUGAACCAACAUGGAUUAUAGAUCCCAUAGAUGGUACAACAAAUUUUGUUCAUCAGUUUCCACACACGUGCAUUUCUUUAGCAUUAAUAAUAAAUAAAUCAAUAGAAAUUGGAAUAGUCUAUAAUCCUUUAAUGAUGCAAUUUUUUUCUGCAAAAAGACAGAAAGGAGCUUUUUUAAAUGGUCAUCGUAUAAAAACAUCAAAAAUAACAGAUUUAUCUGAAUCAUUGAUAGCAAUGGAACCAUGGAUUGCCAAAAAUCCAAAUUAUUUAGUUAAUAUAUACACUAGAAUGCAUGCUUUAAUUCAAAGAACUCAUGGUAUAAGAUCAUUGGGCACGGCUGCACUUACAUUGUGUUAUGUUGCAAUGGGUGCAAUUGAAGCAUAUCAUGUUGAAAGUAUAGAUGCUUGGGAUGUUGCUGCAGGAAAAUUAAUAAUAGAAGAAGCAGGAGGCACGGUAAUAGAUACUGCAGGUGGAGAAUUAGAUUUAAUAACACCAAGAGUUAUAGCAGCUUGCAAUUAUCAAAUUGCUGAUCAAUUGGUUAAUCUUUUUAAAACCGCUGAUUUAGAAACUGUCAUUAAAAAUAUUUUAAAUAAAUCUUUUUAAGUUACAAAUA